This is a messenger RNA of Impatiens glandulifera, 1216 nucleotides long. RefSeq names its product ABC transporter I family member 1. The record is from RefSeq and is a predicted model, not a curated record. The transcript is spliced from 3 exons. Gene Ontology annotation, molecular function: ATP hydrolysis activity; transmembrane transporter activity; ATP binding. Gene Ontology annotation, biological process: cytochrome complex assembly. NCBI's taxonomy places the organism in Eukaryota, Viridiplantae, Streptophyta, Magnoliopsida, Ericales, Balsaminaceae. Bases 332 to 1021 code for a protein of 229 amino acids.
AGAGAUGGUACAAAAUGAAUUACAUUCAAGCCGUCAAUUUCUCAACGCCGGCCGUUUUCUGAUCUAUCUAUAUGAAUCUCGAUAGAUAGACGAAGCUCGAUCUCGUGAAGGAGGAAAGCUAGGUCGCAGUAGCGUUUAAGCAACGACGAUAGAUUCGUAUGAAUCGGACAAGUCCAACCUAGAUCCCCGUUGUAAUUGGACUUGAUUUGGCUCCGGUCAAUCAUCUUCCGCAACAAACAGAGGGAUUAUUGGAGAAGAUAUGAAAGAAAUAGAGGAAGAAUAAGAUUGAAUUGAUUCAUCAUAAGAGAGAACAGAUAGAUAUAUAUAAACAAUGUCCUUAAGAAGGGCACCUGUCCCUCGCUUAGUUCUUAGCAACGUCUCUUGCAUGAGAAAUGCCCAACAGAUCCUAAGAAACGUGAAUGUUUCCCUUCACGACGGUAGUGCACUCGUCCUAUCAGGUACAAAUGGCUCUGGCAAAAGUACAUUCCUACGAAUGCUGGCUGGUUUCAACAGACCAUCCGCAGGUGUAGUCCUUUGGAAUGGUCACGACAUAACUAAAUCAGGUGUCUUUCAUCAGUACAAGCUUCAACUGAAUUGGGUUUCGCUAAAACACGCAUUAAAAGACAGGUUUACAUUACUUGACAACAUUCAAUGGUUUGAAGUUCUCGAGGGUAAGCAAGGCAGGGCUUUGCCUGCUUUGGAGUUUAUGGGACUUGGCAGACUUGUGAAUGAUAAAGCAAGAAUGUUGUCUGCUGGUCAGAAGAAGAGGGUUCAGCUUGCUAGGCUGGUGGCAAUGGAUCGACCAAUUUGGUUGUUGGAUGAGCCUUCUGUUGCUUUGGAUGUUGAAGGGGUGAGAUUGCUGGAAUGUAUUAUAAGUGAGCAUAGGAAGAAGGGAGGAAUUGUAAUUGUUGCGACGCAUCUUCCUAUUCAAAUGGAAGAUGCUGUGAUCUUGAAUUUGCCUGCGAGGUUUCCUAGACGGAUGACCAUGAUCGAUAUGCUCGAUCGGGCUGGUGAGUUUUGAUUUGUUUGUUUUGUUUAAGAAUUGUUUAGGAUACAAACAGAUCAGAUGAAUCCUAGUUUCAUCAAGUGAAAUUGAAAGUAUUAGGGUUUUGUAAUAAAAGGUUAUAUUGUUUUAUGGCUCAUUGCCCAUUUGAAACAUUUGUUUAUGUUAGACAUCUCUCAUUCUUGAUAUAUGACAUUCAAAAUCACAACUUUA